UCCAAGAUGGCUACCUUGAACCGCAUCUUGGUGUCUUGUACCGUCAUGUUUGUGGUGCUAAACUCAGGAAAAUGCGACGCACAGGUGCCGUUGAUGCUGUGGACAAGCGGCGGGAUCUCCCUGCCCUCCCAGUUGCCUCCUGCAGCCGGUCACAUUGUUGGGCAGGAGCAGCUCAGCUCUUACCUGGAGAGGGCUUUGAAUGUAGGCCCUCGGAACGUACUGCUUUUCCUCCAGGACAAGAUGAGCAUAGAAGACUUCACCAUGUAUGGAGGUGCCUUUGGAAACAAGCAAGACAGUGCAUUCCCCAACCUUGAGGGGGCUCUGAUGUCUUCUCCUUCCCUUCUGGUACUACCCGCAGUAUCCUGGCCUGCCUCCAAUGCAGUGAUUGGCCAGCUCCAGGACCAUUUAGAAACCUCCCCUCUGUACAUGGAUGCUGAGACACUCAGCCAGUUGAGACUCAAUGCUUCCUCACCCGCCUUGCUGGUGUUCAGGCUUCCUUACGGUACUGGGGCUGAUCUUAUGUCUGCUAAGGAAGUUCUCAGUGGGAAUGAUGAGGUGAUUGGUCAGGUGUUGAGCAUCAUGAAGAGCCAAUCUGUUCCUUAUACGGCCAUUUACACCGCCCUGCGGCCCUCCCGGGAGGCAGCACUUAUCUCCCUGGAAGCUGGUCUGGGUGGAGGGCGCUCUCUGCUGCAGGCUAGGGGUGGGUACAGGGAGAGUCAGCGGGAGAGAGAGCGAGAGCGGGAGAGGCAGCACAGGAUCAAGGACAAGGCCGGGAUCUAUAGCCCCGUAGAGUUUAAGGAGGGGGACAACACUUGUAUCCUCCUUUGGGCCAAAAACCUCUCCGUGAGCAUUUUGCGAGGUGGCCGCUGGGAGGGACAUGACUUGACUCCCUCCACUUUUGGAGAGGGUGUCAGCCCCAAACUUCAUGGCUCGAGCUGCGACCAGACCAAGUCAAAGCUGGUUCUCAACUAUGAGGGUGUCCUCGGCCAUCGUAACUUCAAACUUAUCUUUGCAAUGAGCCAGCGUCACUUCAAGGUGUCUGCACGCCGCUGGUUCACACUAGAUGCCGUGGAGCUGGAGUAUGAUGGGACCAAAGCCACAUUUAACGGCAGCCGCAACGUUUAUGCUCCUGCUGAAUACUCCUACCGCUGCGAGUCAGUCACCAGCUUCCGCUGGCCCGCCCUCUUUCCACACUCAUCCAAAGACCCCGCCAACCAGUGGAGAGUCUCUUUCCAAGACUUUCAGAUCCAAGGCUUCAACGUGACCGGCGGUGACUUCUCCUACGCCAGUGACUGUGCAGGCUUCUUUACUCCGGGCAUCUGGAUGGGCCUGAUGACCAGUCUUCUUAUGGUCCUCGUGCUCACCUACGGCCUGCACAUGAUCAUGCAGCUCCGCACCAUGGACCGCUUCGAUGACCCCAAGGGCCCGGCUAUCUCUGUGCCCCAGACAGAGUAAAAUACCACCUCCAUCUGCCCUGGGAUUUGGUGACCAAAAAGGGAUACCCCCACCACCAUUUUUCCUGCAUUUCUUUUCCAUUUGUUGCAUUUCAUUCCAUCUGUCUCUCCUGAAUGCUACUGUAUUUUCACCCUACUCCUCAUUUCCAUACGUUGUGUAUAUUGAGUCCAUUCUUGUGUAGUUGGGCAUUAUGCAGGGCAUUGGAGUUGCCUGAUUAAGUGUUAAGUCAGAUGGAGGUGGGAUCAGUGUUCAGUACUGUAUAUAUUCCCAUAUCAACCGUGUUUCUAUUGUAAAAUGUUUACCUUCAAAGGAAUCUGAAAUCUUUACAGUUGUCAGGCUGUCUAAUAUAUAUACAUAUCGAUAUAUCUAUCGAUAUGUAUAUAUAUUAGAUAGAUAGAUAGAUAGAUAGAUAGAUAGAUAGAUAGAUAGAUAGAUAGAUAGAUAGAUAGAUAGAUAGAUACACAUCCCAUAUUAAAGGGAUCUGAUUUCACAUGGAGGGACAAAGUUGUCAGGGCUAACAUGUAGUGUAUAUAUGAAAAUGCUGUUGGUGGUUUUGGCCUGUGUAUUUUUGUGUUGUGUUUACAGCAGAGGUAGUGUAUAUCCAUAAAUGUGACAUUUAACCAUCUAACGAUACUCCGGGGGAAUUUCAGCUUAAAAGGGUUAAAACUGUAUCUGCAGGGGCAUCCAGGUAGCAUAGCAGUCUACUCCAAUGCCUACCAACAUGGGGAUCGCCUGUUCAAAUCCUUGUGUGUUACCGCUAGCUUGGUCAGGCUGCACUAGUGCCUCCUCUGGUCGGUUGGGGCACCUGUUCAGGGGGGAGGGGGAACUGGGCGGAAUAGCGUGAGCCUCCCACGUGCUACGUCCCCCUGGUGAAACUCCUCACUGUCAGGUGAAAAGAAGCGGCUGGUGACUCCACAUGUAUGGGAGGAGGCAUGUGGUAGUCUGCAGCCCUCCCCGGAUCAGCAGAUGGGGUGGAGCAGCGACUGGGACAGCUCGGAGAGCGGGGUGAUUGGCAAGUGGCAAGGUACAGUUGGGAGGAAAAAAAAAAAGGGGGGGGGGUUGGAGAACUAAAUCUGCAAAGGGAACAUAUUUUGCCUCAGGUUGGACUGAUUUAAUCAUAUCUGAAAUGUACCAGUUGUCAGUUAAGACUCCUGCACCUUACUGGGGUGCUGUUGGUCAGAGGGAGGACUUGAACAGGAGGGAAAAUAAGCAGCUAAGUAGUGUCAUGUUUAUUCACACUCACAGGUAGGUCCGUACUAAGUAGUGUCAUGUUUAUUCAGACACACUGGUAGGCCCGUAUUAAGUAGUGUCAUGUUUAUUCAGGCACACUGGUAGGCCCAUAUCAGAGCCCUAGAAAGAGAGAGUUCCGUCAACUCCGUAGACAUCAAUGGGCCAAUUAUUUAACAGCAAUGGCGCAUCAUGGGAGCCCCGGAUAGUUCCAAACAGUGCUCAUAGAAUAUGUAUCAUGUUGGAAUAUAUCUAGAUCUAUAUAUAAAUGUAAAAAUCUGAAAAUAUUGAUUAGUAGUUACCAGAAAUCGCGGCUAAGCAGUUCAUUUAAAUGACCCGCCAAGCUUCGUUUGGAACUAUUCGGCGGCUACAUGAACCACGUGACCCUCUCGCGUUCUGACCCCUCAUUGACGCAACUCUCUUUUUCUAGGGCUCUGACCCAUAUUAAGUAGUGUCAUGUUUAUUCAGACUCACUCGUAGGCCGACAUUAAGUAGUGUCAUGUUUAUUAAGACUCACAGGUAGGCCUGUACUAAGUGUCAUGUUUAUUCAGACUCACAGGUAGGCCCGUACUAAGUAGUGUCAUGUUUAUUCAGAUUCACAGAUAGAUCCGUACUAAGUAGUGUCAUGUUUAUUGAGACUCACAGGUAGGCCCGUACUAAGUAGUGUCAUGUUUAUUCAGACUCACAGGUAGGCCCGUACUAAGUAGUGUCAUAUUCAUUCAGACUCACACGUAGGCCCGUACUAAGUAGUGUCAUGUCUAUUCAGACUCACAGAUAGGUCCGUGCUUAAGUAGUGUCAUGUUUAUUGAGACUCUCAGGUAGGCCCGUACUAAGUAGUGUCAUGUUUAUUCAGACUCACAGGUAGGCCCGUACUAAGUAGUGUCAUGUUUAUUCAGAUUCACAGGUAGGCCCGUAUUAAGUAAUGUCAUGUUUAUUCAGACUCACAGGUAGGCCCGUAUUAAGUAUUGUCAUGUUUAUUCAGACUCACAGGUAGGCCCGUACUAAGUAGUGUCAUGUUUAUUCAGACACACCGGUAGGCCUGUACUAAGUAGUGUCAUGUUUAUUCAGACUCACAGGUAGGCCCAUGUUAGAUGGUGUCAUGUUUGGUCAUUUAAAGCAGGAUGUUGACUCUGCUGGACUUAAGAACUCGCAUCAGCAGCUUUAGGUGUGUUUUGUUGCCUGAAUGUUUUCCUUCAGCUUGGUUAACCGGUGUCGCAGUUCAGCUGUCACAGCUGAACUGAGCCGCUGGAAUAUAGUCAGUGUGUUUUAUGUAUUAUUUAUUUGGGUUGUAGUACAUGUUGCUGACGGUCCUGAACCUGGUCUUGUGAUGUGCUGCUGCUGUCAACCCAAUAAAAGGUCAGUGGAC
This is a messenger RNA of Lampris incognitus (smalleye Pacific opah), 4048 nucleotides long. It is a transcript of the gene atp6ap1a, whose product is annotated as ATPase H+ transporting accessory protein 1a. The transcript has 11 exons. NCBI's taxonomy places the organism in Eukaryota, Metazoa, Chordata, Actinopteri, Lampriformes, Lampridae. Gene Ontology annotation, cellular component: proton-transporting V-type ATPase complex. The record is from RefSeq and is a predicted model, not a curated record. The coding region runs from base 7 to 1455 and encodes 482 amino acids.